UUGCCAUGAAAGUCUCGUGUGAAGUGAACACAGAACAAGACAAAGCGAAUCAACAGUUUGGGUAAUGGCACAGUCAAUGACGUCAAAGAGUCCAACCAUUUGAAGCAAUCAACAAAUCUUAUCAUAUUCGUUCUUCGAAGAGAAGACGGCGAGGCAAUGGCUUACAAAGCUCUGGACCGCAUCGUCCCCGCCGAUAUCGCGGCUUCGGGCGGCUUGACGCUCGUGGACGCCGAGCGGUUUUGCGAGAGCCUCUCAGAAAUUGUCCGGGAUUGCGGCCCUGCCACCCAGGAGACAUGGCGGUGCAUCUCCGGACGCCUCCUCAGCCCCGACCUUCCCUUCUCUCUCCACCAGAUGAUGUACUAUGGAUGUUAUCGAGACUACGGACCCGACCCUCCCGCCUGGUUACCCGACCCGGAGAUUGCUGCUACAACCAAUAUUGGCCAGCUAUUAGAGAGACGGGGGAAGGAAUUUCUGGGAUCAAGGUAUAAGGACCCCAUGUCAAGCUUCUCCGAUUUUCAGGAAUUUUCAGUCUCAAACCCUGAGGUGUUCUGGAGAGCCAUAUUUAAUGAAAUGUGUUUAUCAUUUUCGGUGCCUCCCCAAUGUAUUUUACGGGAGGAUCCAUCAUACCCUGGAGGUCAAUGGCUGCCUGGGGCACAUCUGAAUCCAGCGAAAAAUUGCUUGAGCUUGAAUGGUAAGAGGACUUUGGAUGACACAGUGUUGAUAUGGCGUGACGAAGAAGAUGAUGGAAUGCCUGUUAAGAAGAUGACUCUUGAGGAAUUGAGGAUGGAGGUUUGGUUAGUUGCAUUUGCAAUUGAAACUCUGAGAUUGGAGAAAGGAUCUGCCAUUGCAAUUGACAUGCCAAUGGACGUUAAUUCUGUGGUGAUCUACCUGGCUAUUGUUCUGGCAGGCUAUGUAGUUGUAUCAGUUGCUGAUAGCUUUGCUCCAAGUGAAAUUGCAACAAGGCUCAGAAUAUCAAAAGCUAAAGCAAUCUUCACUCAGGAUUUUAUUAUUCGUGGCGGCAGAAGAUUACCAUUAUACAGUAAAGUUAUUGAUGCGCAAUCACCCACGGCAAUUGUUAUUCCUAGAGGCUCCCACUUUAGGCUGAAAUUGCGUGAUGGUGACCUUUCUUGGGAUGCAUUACGUGCCAGAGUGAAAGAUUUGAGAGGAGUUGAAUAUUUUGCAGUAGAACAGCCUGUUGAAGCAUUCACCAAUAUCCUUUUCUCUUCUGGAACUACAGGAGAUCCAAAGGCAAUUCCAUGGACCACCUUAACACCUCUCAAAGCUGCUGCCGAUGGUUGGUGCCACGUGGAUAUCCACAGAGGUGAUAUUUUUGCUUGGCCCACUAAUCUUGGAUGGAUGAUGGGUCCGUGGCUAAUCUAUGCCUCACUGUUGAAUGGGGCAUCUAUGGCUUUAUAUAAUGGAUCUCCCCUUGGUUCUAGCUUUGCAAAGUUUGUCCAGGAUGCUAAAAUAACAAUCCUUGGUGUGAUCCCGAGUAUUGUACGGACAUGGAAAACUACAAAUUGCACAGCUGGCUGUGAUUGGUCAGCCAUUCGUUGCUUUGGCUCCACUGGUGAGGCAUCUAAUAUUGAUGAAUAUUUGUGGCUGAUGGGGAGGGCUCAAUACAAGCCGGUCAUUGAGCUCUGUGGUGGAACAGAGAUUGGCGGUGGAUUUAUUGCUGGAUCAUUAUUGCAGCCUCAAUCUUUGUCUGCUUUUAGCACACCAGCAAUGGGCUGCAGUCUGUUUAUUAUUGGCAAUGACGGAGUUCCUAUUCCACCAAAUGUUCCGGGGAUUGGUGAAUUGGCUCUUGGUCCCUUGAUUUUUGGAGCUUCCAAUAUGUUGCUUAAUGCUGACCACUACAGUAUCUACUUUAAGGGCAUGCCUGUUUGGAAUGGAAAGGUUCUGAGAAGGCAUGGGGAUGUAUUUGAUCGUUCCACUAGAGGAUACUACAGGGCUCAUGGUCGAGUGGAUGAUACAAUGAAUCUUGGGGGCAUCAAGGUAAGUUCAGUUGAGAUUGAACGCAUCUGCAAUGCAGCUGACAACAAUAUCCUAGAGACAGCAGCUAUCGGGUUGCCACCUCGAGGAGGCGGGCCUGAGAGUUUGGUAAUUGCAGUUGUUUUCAAAGAUUCAAGUGACUCAGUCAGAGACUUGAACAGGCUAAGGGCCUCCUUCAAUUCUGCACUGCAGAGUAAACUAAAUCCUUUGUUCAAGGUUUCUUAUGCUGUACCCCUGCCAUCUCUUCCUCGGACCGCGACAAAUAAGGUCAUGAGAAGGGUUCUGAGGCAGCAGUUUGCUCAAAGUUCUAAACUCUGAUCUGUUCUGUUUUCCCCAAACCCCCUUCAAAACCAAAAUGUAAAAUCUCUUCAGUUGUUUAUGAGGGUGUUCUUUCUCCGAGUUUAGUUUAAUGAUCCCAUAGGCAGUUCAAAGUAAAAGUUUGGAUUUUUAUGGUUUCUUUGUACACUCUGGACUGGUGCUUCCGUGCAAAAAUGUGUAACUGGUGGCUACAUCCUACCAUUUUUGGAGUAAGAAAACAGUGAAAAUUGGGUGCCACCUGUAGAUGGGUGCGUCCUGUCCAGGGGUGCAUUAAUGGUAGCUCUGUAAAUGAUACUUUUUCCAUAGAAAUUUGAUAGGCCAAAUCUAUAUUUUUCUCUCUAUA
Messenger RNA from Diospyros lotus (date-plum), 2653 nucleotides. RefSeq names its product probable acyl-activating enzyme 17, peroxisomal. The transcript is spliced from 14 exons. Lineage: Eukaryota; Viridiplantae; Streptophyta; Magnoliopsida; Ericales; Ebenaceae. The record is from RefSeq and is a predicted model, not a curated record. The coding region runs from base 157 to 2310 and encodes 717 amino acids.